CGCCCGUACGUCAGUUCCGGGGAGGAUCCGGAAGCGGCCGUUGUUGUUGUGGUGGGGGGGGCGGCAGCCAUGGUGUGCGAGAAGUGCGAGAAGAAACUCGGUACGGUGAUCACUCCCGAUACGUGGAAAGAUGGUGCGAGAAACACUACAGAAAGCGGUGGCCGCAAGUUAAAUGAAAACAAGGCAUUGACCUCAAAGAAGGCAAGGUUUGAUCCUUACGGAAAGAACAAAUUUGCAAUAUGUCGGAUUUGUAAGAGUUCUGUCCAUCAGCCAGGGUCUCACUAUUGUCAAGGAUGUGCCUAUAAAAAAGGCAUCUGCUCAAUGUGUGGGAAGAAGGUGCUGGAUACGAAGAACUACAAGCAAACUUCUGUCUAAUUGUCUUGACUAGUCUUUUUAUGAACUUGUAAUGUUUGUGUCUUUGUACAGUUCACUUUUCUCUAAAAUGAUUUGUGAAUAUUACUUUCUGAAAGAUAAUACAUUUGGAAUGAGAUGAGAGGUAAAGAUAGCCUGGUUGUUUGCCUAGAAAUGUACAUAAUAUUUGAUUUUGUUGUUUAGAGCUAACUGAUAUUUAAAGGUAAUGGUUUGCAGCAACUGAUACAGUUCGAAGUGAUAGAGGAUCCCAGUGGAUAGCUUGGAACUAUUACCAUCAUAACAGAUCUUGAAGAUUAACACUUUUAUUCUUUUGCUGUAUCCUGAGUCUUCUGCUUGUCUGAUAGUAAUAUUAAAUACAUGUAUAAAAUAUGGGCAUAUAUCACCUCAUUAAAACAGUAUCAUCGUUUAGUUCUAUGCUUAUAGGUAUUUAUGAUUAUUCUCACCUCAAACUAUUACGUCCUCCCCUCUAAGUAUUGCUCUUCAGAUUUUAAUGCAGUUGUCCUGUUGAAUUUUGUUUCUGCCUACAGUAGGGUUGGUUAAAUCACAAAUUGUUAAACUAGUGAAAUCUAAUGUGUUACUCUGCCAGUUCUUACUUUGCCAGUAAGACUGAGUAGCUGUUCCCCUCAGACUCUAAGGAGGCUUUACAUACAGCAUCUGGUGGCCCAAGGCAGUAAAAUAAUGACCAUCGGUUUCUAAUGCCAAGUCUCAGUCUUAUCAUUUCCUAAGUUAGUCUGGCUUUUAAAUGCUUGGUUUGAAACUGGCUCUUGAAUUCUAUGCCGUAAUUGCUUAUAUACAUGUCAAAUGCGAAAGAUCAAAACAGGCUGCUUUCUCUUCAGCAUUGCUUUGAUGUAGGACUUGAAGUGAGCCUCUCUGAACUCACUCUCUGAGUGUGGCUCUGCAUUUCUUUUGUCCUUUGGUUAGGGAGAGUAGUAAGUGUUCCCAGUGCAUGCCUUUUAGGUGAAGAGAAUGGUGGGGUUUUAACUAGACCUAUUUAAGCGUUUACUCCUCCCAGCAAUCUCUAUUUGGCAACCUCUUACGCUUUUGCAACUUUCUUUCAGUUGCAACAGAAAAACUAUCAAUGGGAAUUUCCCUAUGAAUAGAUACUGUGUUUAGGUUUCUUUUGGUUCUCCUAUCUUUUACUGAGACAACUGCAUGACUAAUGGAGACUGAAAAAUCGCUGUUCUUUCUAUGUGUUAGUGGGAGAAAAUAAAGAAUAUUAGGGAUAUAGUUAUUCUCUUUGCUCUUAGUUCCUGCCAUGCUGUGGAGGAAUGCUGCUGCUUUUAAUUUUAAAAGCUUCACCUACCUUAACAAUUGAAUGGAAAUAAGUGGAUUAGCUAGCUGGUGACGGCUGGCAUACUGCAAAGUUGUUUCCACAUGGUGAUGGCCACUUGUUUCCAAACACAUCAAGGAAUUCUAGUAUUAGUGUACAUCUCUAUGGCACAUCCUUUGUAUGGAUGAAAAGAAAAUGUCUAUAAUUAUGCUUCAAAUUUUGCAGCAAGUGCUUGUUGCCAGAAUGUGUGGUGAUUUCUAAUGGCAGAUUCUCUGAUACUUUCUGAACUCUUCACCCUUUAUGGGUGUAUUGUAUAGGAUAGAUUCACUUUUGCUAUUCUGUGAAUAAAACUCCUUUUCUUGUCUUCCUAAAACUUGGGAGUAUCUCAAUUUCAAAAGCAUUACUGUUUGUAAUUCUUGCAUACAUGGUAUGAAUUGAAUGUUUAUUGCACUCUGUAAGUAUUGGCACUGAAUGAACUCUUACCUCAUUUUGUAACUGAUUUAAGAACAGGGAUUUAAGUAAUAUGAUCAUUUGUUCAUAAUUAUUUUGUGAAUAGAGCUUUUAUGCACCUGUAUCCCAUUACUGGGCAGCUGCUUUUACAUGUUAAAAUAUAUUUUUCUUGGAAAAGGAGGACAGGUUUUAUUUUGGGGUUUUGUUUGGUGUGGUUUUUUUUUUAAUAGUGAACACAAACAGUGAUUUGUUGUUCUAGUGGUUUGUACAUGCUUGGGAUCUUCCAUCUGUAGCUCUCAAGCCUUCUUAGUGUUGUGAGAGGUUCAGUUCCUGAGAUCUCUAAAAUUUGCUGGUCUAACUUUCAGAAAAGCCCAUUUUUCCAGCAUUGUUUUGGAGACCCGUUGCUUUAAAUUUAGAUCACAAGCCCUCUCCUGCACCUCUGAGAUGCACCACAGUUCAAGGCAAUCUUGGCAAAGAAGCACUUAAAGUUAGCUUUUAAAAUUACAUACACCUUCAGUAUAAUUGAAUUGUCGUAUAAAAGCAAUUUUGUUGAUACUAAAAAUGUCUUGUUAGCAUGGGACGCCUUUCCUGAGACAUUAUGCAGUGAAAAACAAGAAAAUCUGUAAUGGAAAGUUGCCAGUUUUGUUUAAUGUACUGAGAAGAGCACAGUAAUGUUCCCAGAUGAUCAGACUGUCCUCUAAAUCACAGGUUACAUAAGAGAUUUGUGCUGCCAAAUUUAGUAGGAUUAGAAUUUUCCUCAGUGCUGCUGAAUUCCUAUACUGUCCUUGCUGUUUCUGCAUGUUCAUUGGCCAGAGCUAUGACUGAGCUAAGUACAAGUGACGUUUUGAGAGAAAAGAACAGAUUAGCUAUAAAAAUGUUACUGUGGCUGUAGCAGCCAGUCAGAUAAAAAUUGAACAGGAAAAGGGUCCUUGUGUCAGGGUGUUCUCAUGCUCUUCCCCAUCUGUGCCUUUUGUUUACUGUGAUGGUUUAUUUGAUUUUUUUUAACCCUGUUCUUUCUGCUGCUGAAGCUGGAGAAAAGACCAUUCCAGAUAGUCAUUUGGCAACACUGUUCCGACUCAUUAGGACUAUUUUAAUUGUUUACCUGUAGAAAUUUUUUUCCCCUCUUAAGUUAACUUUGUUCCUUCAUUUCCAAAAGGAUAGCAAGAAAGACUUAGUGUUAUGUACAGGGAUGUCAUAGACUACUUUGCAUUCAGUUUUUCUUAAGAGUGGCCCAGACUUGCACCAAACUUUCUUAUUUAGCAAUAUAAGAGAUGUACAGGUUUCAGAUUGUAGGUGCAACUGACUUACAUACUUGUUCUUGUAUCACUCCCAUCAUCAGCCCAUCUCUCUGCAGUGCAUCAGAUUGCACAAAUAUUCCAGAUCUAUGCUAGCUGAUUGUCUACCCACAGACACGUAGGCCAGGACCCUCUGCCAAUCUCACCAUCAUAAAUUCUGGGUAGGAAUGUUUUUAUAUUAUCAGUGGGUAUAAGAGGUAUGUGCAAAAAUUAAAAAAAAAAGUCAAUAGAUUGAGUUAGGGAGCUGUGCAAAGUAAUGCAAUGAGUCAUGUUGCUGUAUUUUCCUAAUACGGAGCUGUAAGUUUCCCAGCUGCAGAGAGAAUCCCCAGCGUGAGAGAUUUGGUUUUUUACUGAAAGACAGUAAGCUGAGAGCAGGAGCUGUGGCUCUUCACAUCUGGUAUGGGGAAACUUAGUCUGUGAUAGGACCUCUACACUGAGAAUAAGAUUCUGGGGCUAAUAAAGUCUUCAAAAAAA
Molecule: messenger RNA, 3861 nt
Organism: Calidris pugnax (ruff)
Lineage: Eukaryota; Metazoa; Chordata; Aves; Charadriiformes; Scolopacidae
Gene: CRIPT
Product: cysteine-rich PDZ-binding protein
Exons: 5
Coding region: 70-375 (101 amino acids)
Biological process (GO): cytoplasmic microtubule organization
Cellular component (GO): dendrite
Molecular function (GO): microtubule binding; PDZ domain binding
Source: RefSeq, a predicted model, not a curated record